AUGGAGCCUCCCACCAGCGACCCCAACAUUCAGAAACUCCUGAAUGCUGAGAAACGCGCCCAAGAGAUCGUGGAUCGCGCCAGAGCGGCCAGGACUCAGAAAUUGAAGCAGGCCAAGGAGGAGGCCGAGCAAGAGAUCGCUGAGUACCGCCGGGAGAGGCAGGACGAAUUCGCGAAGAAGAUGGCGGAGGGGAGCAACACGUCGGACGAGACGUUCAGCAGCUUGAAGGCCGACAGUGACAAGACCGUCCAGGAGAUCAUGGACGGCCUUCCCGCAAAAAAGAAGCCCAUCGUGAGCAUGUUGCUGGAUUUCGCUUUGAAGGUUGACGCUUGA
Ostreobium quekettii is the source of this 333-nucleotide messenger RNA. NCBI's taxonomy places the organism in Eukaryota, Viridiplantae, Chlorophyta, Ulvophyceae, Bryopsidales, Ostreobiaceae. The record is from the annotation of a GenBank genome assembly.